Lates calcarifer (barramundi perch) is the source of this 4930-nucleotide messenger RNA. It is a transcript of the gene rabgef1l, whose product is annotated as RAB guanine nucleotide exchange factor (GEF) 1, like. The coding region runs from base 912 to 2432 and encodes 506 amino acids. The record is from RefSeq and is a predicted model, not a curated record. Gene Ontology annotation, molecular function: small GTPase binding; guanyl-nucleotide exchange factor activity; DNA binding. Gene Ontology annotation, biological process: vesicle-mediated transport. The transcript is spliced from 9 exons. Gene Ontology annotation, cellular component: endocytic vesicle; cytosol. NCBI's taxonomy places the organism in Eukaryota, Metazoa, Chordata, Actinopteri, Centropomidae.
CACAACUUUAAUCGUUAGCCUCUUAAGGUGAUUUCAAGGAAGGAUUAUGGUUUUGGUUAAGACCAGAUAAGAAAUAUUGACAAAAUGGUGCUGUCCAUUUAACCAUUUAUCUCUUUCUUACAAGCUUAAAAAAUUGGAUUUUGAAGUGAUUUAUGUAAAUAUUAUUGAUCCAUCAGGUUGUAUAAUGCAUUUUAAUUUCACACCUAGUCAAGGAGGAACUAACUGUAACAACUUGCUGGGUUGUUAAAUCCAUAACAAUGUAUUAAUAUUUAGUGAGGUAACCAUUUGUUUUGUUGUGUCAAACUUGAUAAGCAUAGUAACUUUUGCUGCCAACAAGUGUGUCUUUGUAAAAACUACAAUAUUUGCUUCUGAUGUGCAUGAAGUGGAGUUUUAAAGUAGCAUUAGAUGGAAAACAUAUCAAGUAAAGUGCUUCAAAAUAAGUAGGACUUCUAUACACUGUAACAAAUGUAGGGUUCUACACAGGGAAAGUGUGUGUGUGUGUGUGUGUGUGUGUGUGUGUGUUUAGGUUGCUGUGUUUCCUUCCUUGUGUAAAAAUGAAACCUAUGUGGUUUUCCUAGAUAUGAAGCCAGAAAUAAACAUGUCUGUAACAUCAUGGUAUAAUUUAGUACUCUCUUCCAGCCAAAGAGAGUAAAAGCUCAUUUUAUGUGAAAUCUAACAAUGUAAUUUUUAAUCUGUGUUGAUAAUUUGCCACCUAAUCUACAACAAACUCUGUAUUUAAAAGACAUAACUGAUAUUAGAAUUGAAUAAUUGAAACCUUUUGAGUUUAUGGUCAAAUGAACGCGAAGGCGGGGCUUGAUAGAGCUUUCUUUCUUUUCUUCAAAGACAGGACCGAGCAGUUAAAAAAAAAAUAGGCCGAUGAGAGCAACACUCCCUCUUGACUUCGCUGAAGGAUGAUGAGCCAGCGGCGUGGGAUCCAUCUGGACCAAUCAGAGCUGCUUUGCAAAAAAGGAUGUGGUUUUUAUGGCAACACUGCUUGGCAGGGCCUGUGCUCAAAGUGCUGGCGAGAGGAAAAUCAACGAGAGAGGCAAAAACAGAUUCAAGAAGACUGGGCACUUGCUGAGAGGCUGCAGAGAGAGGAAGAGGAAGCGUAUGCAAGCAGGCAUCAGAAGGCCCAAUCACAGCCGACCAUCACACCCCUCAACAAGUUUGAAGAAAGAAAAACUAAGGAGAAGUCCAGCAAAGUCAACACAGUCACAAAGUUUUUUAUUCCUUCCACAAAAACACCACCAAAAAAAGAUGCUGUUCCUUUUGACACACAGUCCAGCCCAAGCCCGAGCUCCUCUUCAAGCCGACACUCCUCUGUGGAUAGUGACCACGCAACACGAGAGUUCAUUGAUUUUCUCAAGCCUUUGAAGUCUGGCAGGGAGAUCUUCAAACAGUGCCGGGCCUUCACUGAGAGCAUGGUCUACAAGCGGGACAUGGGUGCUGAUGAGCUGUCAGAGUGUGUGCAAGACUUCUACCAGAACCUCUCAGAACGCCUCCAGACCCAGUUCAAAGGUUCAACAGAUCAUGUAGAGAGUGUUAUGGAUGAAGUAGAGAAGUAUAUGAUGACUCGUCUCUACAAGGAAGUCUUCUGUCCUGAGACCACAGAUGAUGAGAAGAAAGAUCUGGCCAUUCAGAAGAGAAUCAGGGCCUUGCACUGGGUCACCAUUGAGAUGCUGUGUGUUCCUGUAGAUGAGGAGAUCCCUGAGGUUUCUGACAGCGUAGUCAAAGCCAUCACAGAUGUGAUUGAAAUGGAUUCAAAGCGCGUGCCCAAGGACAAGUUGGCAUGCAUCACUCGUUGUAGCAAGCACAUCUUCAACGCCAUCAAAGUCAGCAAGAAAGAGGCUGCAUCUGCAGACGACUUCCUUCCCACGCUCAUCUAUAUUGUGUUGAAAGCAAACCCUCCACGACUGCAGUCCAACAUCCAGUACAUCACCCGCUUCUGCAACCCCAGCAGGCUCAUGACUGGAGAGGAUGGUUACUACUUCACUAACCUGUGCUGUGCUGUGGCCUUCAUUGAGAAGCUGGAUGGUCAGUCUCUGAACCUGAGCUCUGAGGAGUUUGAGCUCUACAUGUCAGGCCAGGCAUCUCCCCACUGGCCACAGGCCACUGGGGCCUCUUCCUGCUCCCCAGGCAACACGGCUCUCAAUCAGGUCCACAAACGCCUGGACCUGCUAACAGGGCUCGGUGAAAGACAGGAGCGCGUCAUGGAGAAGGCUCGCCAACUGGAGAGCGACCUCAUCGACUGGACAGACGAAGUGGAACAGAAAGUGCAGAGCGUCCUGGAGAGCUAUCCACCAGAGACACAAAACCCCACUGCAACCACAGCUAGUGGGACAACGUCCACAGCAUCAUCAGCAAUCGACUCUGAUAACAUUGAGAAUGAGCUCCUGCCUCCACCACUGCAGCCACAAGUGUUUGCUGGUUGAUGUGUAGAGCUCUGCUCUAAAAGAAAUCUAGAGGCUUUACUCCACCCUCCCCCUUUUCCCUGCUGUUACACUUUGUUGUUCAUAUGGACAUACAGCAGCCAUUUGAUAUGGAUCCCAUCACCACUCCAGACAUCUUGAUUCCAUCCAUCCAUUGUCCUGGAGGAACUGAAACACUGAAAAGUAAUUAAACAGUUGUUAACAGAAUAGUUUGGCAUUUGGGGAAGUGCACUUAUUAGCUUUCUUGCAGAGAGUCUGUCUAUGCGGUAAAAAGUCACAACAUCCACCUACAGACACCUGCUCAACUUAUCACUUCUCGCUUGUUUAGUUUGUACUACAAGCGAGUGAAAAAAUUACAGCUUAUUUUGCUUUUUGUGUGGAUUUGUGAGGUAGAGGUGUAGAGGUGCUAGUAGAAGAUUUUUUAAAACCUGUGGACAGAGUUACCUGUGGACUCUUUAUGCUAAGCUAAACUAGCUGUCUCCUGGCUCCAGCUUCAUAUUUAACGGACAGACAUGAGAGUGCCAUCAGUCUCCUCAUCUAACUCUCAGCAAGCAUUUCCCAAAAAUGUCAAACUAUUCCUUUAACGUCAGGUAACAUGAGGCAGAGUUGCAGAGGCCAAGUACACUCUGAGCAUUUGGUCCUGGAUCUGUGGUAAACCCCUGAUGUUCUGCGUCUAUUAUAGUUGCAGUGCAGUUUCAGAACAAGCAGAGCUGUACUUGCAUCCAUAACCCAGCCAUGUCCUUUGGUGUCCCCAGGCUAUUAAUCCCCCUCCAGUGUGCUCUGACUGUUGCUUCCUCUUAGUGGGGUUUGCAGGGAAACCUUCCACAGUGUCAUCCAGGAGGUGUCCUGGCCACCUCAGCUGGCUCUGACUCCACUCCAAGCUCUUCCCAAACAUCUGAGUUAGUCACCCACAGUGGCAUCCUCAGUACCUCAGUACUUCUUCAUCCUUGUUAUUGUUGUUAAAUUUGUGCAGACAGGAUAAAUGGUUGGAUGUGAUUUUUAAACAUGUUUCUGUUAUUAUUCACAACUUUCCAGAGGAAAGGAUUUUAUCAUUAUGUUGUUAUGUGUCCAUGUGUAAAUUGUUAAGUGGAGGCUGGAAUUUGACACACAGAGCCCUACUGCCUACUGAGUGACAUCCAAUAAUAUGACAGUCAAAUUCAGUGAAAUAUGUUUUUCGGAAAGGAAAUGGAAAUCUGAAUGAUUCGCAACUUAACUUCCCCUCACUAAAAUAACCCCCCAGCUCAUGCUCGUGAUCUCUGCUCUAUUUACUGUGUGUUUCCCUGUCCCGUGGAGAAAUUUCCUCAGAGAAAAGAGUAUUUGCGCUUGUAGUGGUUGUGCAUGCGGGCUUGUGUGGGUGAGAGGGUGUUGCAUGGACAUGUUCCGUUAAUGUCGGUAAAUCAUAAAGUCCUCCCGCUGUGUCUGUGGAUGUAUGUUGUUGUCUCACUCCAGUCAUGAGCUGGUUGUACAGAAGUGAUUUUAUUUUUCUAUAGAGUGGCAGAUAUCAAUUCUUCUGGAUGCAAUAGGAGACAUUAAUCCUGUAAUAUUUACAGUAGUACUCUUAUAAAAGAAAAUAGUUUGAAGACAUGCAACAUGAAGUCUAAUGGUUGAAGAGUAAAAUGUUCAUCUGUUCACCUGUCUUCUCAAGAUGGUGUCCUAAGCAUGUCCCAUCAGAAAAAUAAAAAUCUGUCUUUUUAAGUUACUUAUAUUAUUAUUUUGCACUGUCAGAGCUGUUGGAUUAACUAAGUAACAAGGCAAAGAUGAUGCUGGCUCCCAUAAACUCAAGACAUUAAAACCCCUGACCCCUGUUGUACUAGUGCAGAAAAAUCAACAUUAACCAGUUUAAUUUACUUUAUUUUAGCACUUUUCUUCCGUUUGAUUUUAAAGCUCUUAACUCAAUACAUUGAAUGAAGGAAGUAGUUGUUACAGUCAGUUGAAAGGAUAACUGGUGAAAACAAUGAUGUGGGCUGUUGCCACACAGAUGUUUUUUAAUUGUCUUUAUGUGUAUGUAGCAGUCAUGAAAUGUUUGGGAGAAAGAUGUAAAAGGCACAUUAUUUUUCUUUGCUCAUUAGGUAACGUUUCUUUACGUUGGUAGUUUUGAAUCAUUUUUUAAGUUCAUGUUUGCAACAGUAUAGUCAGUGUGCAGUUGCUUUCCGAGUUAAGUUUGAGAAGAAGCUUUUAAUGCAAACAACAGCUUGAAUAACUUCAUAUUGCACUGUAUGCAGAAGCCAUUUUUGAGGUAUUUUAAAAAGUCUGAAACAUCAUCUUUGUACCUUAUAGGUUUGUUAUUGUAUCACAUGGGAGAAAGUAACUUAAUACUGUCUUUUAUUUAAAUGUAACUUAUUGGGGCAGUAUUAGUAUAUUUGCAUCUAUGGGUGUGUGAUGAUGAUUAAUAAAAAUUGAAAAUGCAUGAUCGCUCAUGCAGUUCCUGUUCAUGUUGUUUCACAUGACUGUCAUGAGUUUGCAAGUUAGGAUUAAAUAAAGAGUCAACACUGAGAAUUUUA